Messenger RNA from Porites evermanni, 2040 nucleotides. The record is from the annotation of a GenBank genome assembly. Lineage: Eukaryota; Metazoa; Cnidaria; Anthozoa; Scleractinia; Poritidae.
AACAAAAUGGCGACAAAUUUAAGGGUUUAUUUGACUCCAAUUCCUCUCUUGUUAUUAACUUAUUAUUUACUAUUUUCGGGAAAGAAAGCGACAAGAAGGAGCAUUGGGCAUAAAGGAAGAUACAAUGGGCUUGGAAAUAAUGAUCGAAAUCCUGAAUGUCCGGCUAAUUUUCAUUUAGUUGACGGGAGCUGUGUUAGAUGUCCCAGAGGUGAAUUCAGUUUUCAAGGUUGGAUAGCUUGUUUGCAGUGGCUAAACUGUGCUAGUAUCGCUCUUGAUGUGAGGAUAAGACGCAGGAUUGGGAUCCCAGGUCAUCUAAAUGCUGUAAAAGAGGUAUAUCUCGCAGACUGGCAUGGAUAUGAUGUUGUUUAUAGCAGAUGUGCGAGUGAUGCUUAUUAUGAUGAUUGUCUGCAUGGAAUGAAAAUGGUGGAGGGCCUUCAAGGAAGUGAAUUCGUUGUUCAGCUCAUUGGAAUUUGCUAUGGCGAAAGUCUCGAGGUGAGUACACCUGUAUCAAAAACGUAUGGCUAAAUCUUGGAACAAUUCAAUAAGAAUUCUCAUGAUCAAAGUACACGCAGCGGUAAGAGUUCUGCAUAGCCCUGGAAUACAUCAUUUUAUUGUGGACGCAGCAAUAUGGUGUAAAUUAAGACGUCACAUGUAAAAAUAAAAAAUAUGUGGGGCUUUGUGGAAAUCUUACUGGUAAAGUAUAUGAGAAGUUGUCCAUGUAGAACCUCUGCAGAUCUCAAAUCUGGAGACUCUCUCUUUUUCACCACCCCCCACCCCAGAAAUUUAAUGAACCCCACCCCCGAUCAAUAUGGGAAUGACUGAGGACAUUAUAUGAUGUCUUACACGAAGUACAAACUCUCAAAAUUUGUGAUCAUCGUUUUGAUGCCAGAAAUAAUCUUUGUCUGUGACUGAAUAGGUGCAAAAAUGCCCCAGAAACCGUACUACACAUAAGAAAAAUUCAAGUUUUGAGCUAAAAAUGGUCUAAGUCUCAAACUAAGGCACAGAAAAGCUCAGCAGAUGAUUUUAUCUGAGAGAUAUGGUGACCUGUGCGGAAGACCGGGAGAUUGAUUUCGUAUCCGGGAGACUCCCGGAUGAGCCGGGAGAGUUGGCAUGUAUGCCUUCAAGAUUCUUCUCUUUCUAAGACAAAUUUUCUUGGCAAUUACUUUAUUUACAAUGUCUUCAUUUUUCAAAGAUACCAUUGUUCUCAUUAACAUUUCAGGGUCAACACUGUAGGAAGACCAAUUCUUUUACUCUAAAAGUAAAACCUGGGGCCCCUACUUUUACAUUGCAAAUGGCAUUUCCUAGUUGAUCUAAAGCAAAUACUUUUCAAAUUGUAGAAACUUCUUUUAGCUUUCAGUAGUUUUCCUGGAUUUUUAUUGUGCUCAGUGCUAAGAUGUACCAUCAGCAGCACACCUUUAUUCUGCUAUUUUUUGUCAGAUGGUGACAGGCUAUUACAAGCAUGGUUCUGCAGAGAGACUAAAUGAACUAUUAGAAAAACCGGUUCUCAGUGAAUUUAACACUUUAGAAACAAGGUUUCAACUGUGCGUAGAUUAUGUUCAAAUCCUCCAAUUUCUUCAUAAUAGUCCUCUUGGUGUGCGAGUAAUGUGUGACUCAAAUGACUUAACAAAGACAUUAUCUCAGUAUCUUGUUACCGAUGACUUUCACCUUGUUGUCAAUGAUUUGGAUGCCUUACCACAAGUGAGAGUUGAGGAGGGUAAAUUGAUCAAAUGUGGUCAUAGACAGCUGUUUGGUGAUUUUGUAGCUCCAGAACAGCUGUGGCCUUUUGGAGACUCGCGUCCUUUUAAUGACGAAGAAAUGCCCCCUUAUGAUGAGAGGAUUGAUAUCUGGAGAAUACCCAAUGUUGUAGACAAACUUCUUGGCCGAGUGCAGAACAGUAAUAAGGUGAGGCGACUUCUCCUGGGGAUUCAUGAGUCUUGUAAACAGGAAGACCCAGAUGAGAGGCCAACAGUUGGUGAAGUUCUUGAAAUGUUUAUAAGGGUACAAAAACUUGUGAAGUCUGGAUUCAAGGUAGAUUUGUAA